GGUUUUGCCGAAAGUCAUUCAACAGGUUGUGAGAUCCUGAUACGAGUCGACUCCCAUUGGCGGAAGUCAGUCUGUUGGCUGCUUUCAGCUCCCGGCGGCUUUUGGGAAGUUGUUUAGCGAGCAGAAGUCUGCGGGAGGAUGAGCCUUUGGUAUCCGUCGGCAAGCGCUGCUUCACCUGCUCGUGGUGCGAUCGCGACGACCGUGGGCACCGAUGGAAGACGCGAGUCACCGGACUCACGGGGCUCCGCGAGAGGAGUCGAGCUCAGCUGCUAGUGAUCAAUCAGAUGUCCGCUUCCAUAGGAGAGUAGCAGCCGUCAGCUCGCCUGCUCUGUGCGUGGCACGCCUCACCUUACCUGGGGUCAUGGACGCCGAGGGGAGGGUCGACGAGUCGAGGCUCAGGAUGCAUAUAUUUAAAAACGGUGGUGUGUGUCCCUCUGAGCGAGGUCUGGUGUGGCGUUUCCUGUUUGGGAUGUACCCGUGCAGCUCGACAGCUCUAGAGCGCUCUCUGCUGCAGGAGCAGAUGUCGGAGCGUUACCGGGUCAUGAAGAGAAAGUGGCAGCAGUUCCUUCCCUUGGCCGUGCGCAUGCACCUCAACGGCACCGACGAUGAGUUGGUGGCAGCCGUCAGGUACUUUGACCAGAGGCAAGCACUGGCCCAGCAACUGACCCAGGACCAGUCUGAUGAGGCCAGGGACCGACUGGCUUUCUUGGAGCUUCAAGCACAGAUAUUGUUUGAGCGAGUCACGUUUGAUCAAGUGGAGCUGCGGGAAGCCACACGGAUCAUCGACAAAGAUGUGGCGAGGACAAACCGAGACCUGAGCUAUUAUCAGGGUGAAGGUUCAGCCAACCUGUUGGUUUUGAGAGAUAUUCUCAUCACUUAUGCUGCUUUCCAUCCAGAGGUCAGUUACGCCCAAGGAAUGAAUGACCUGUGCAGCCGGUUCCUGGAGGUUCUCAACUCUGAGGUUGACGCUUACUGGAGUUUCUCCUGCUACAUGGAGAAGUUCUCCAAGGACUUCAGGGCUGAUGGACUGCACAGGAAAAUAGAGUUGGAGGCCGCCCUGUUGAAGGAACUGGACCCUCAUCUUUAUGCUCAUCUAGUCACAGACGGCAUGAAGGGCUUCACCUUCUGCCACAGGUGGCUGCUGCUGGGUUUCCAGAGGGAGUUUGAACACAGUGACGCAUUACGUUUGUUCGAGAUCCUGAGUUGUGACCACCUGGAGCUUAUCACCCAGCAAGUAGACCGAGCACGUUAUCAGGAAAGGCUCGCACGGAAAUGCAGCACAGAGGACAAUUCCGAGUCAGAGCUGCAGGCCAUCAACACUGACUUCACCUUCGAGCUCUUCAUCUGUGCAGCCAUCCUGUUAGAAAACAGAGAGUCUUUGCUGCGUUGCCGUGAUGAAGUCCAGCUUAUCCAGUUUACUAGCAGCCUCCAGGGAACACUGGAACUGAACAGCACGCUAAAGAAAGCAGAGCACCAUUUGUACAACUACUGCAAGCGCUGUGCUUGGGACUAUAUGGAUGGCUGCUGUAAAACGGAUAAGAGCAAAGAAGAGAACUUUCUCUAUCAACUCCGUAGUCUACUUGUUUUAAAGUAAAAGCUACUAUUUAAAUAGCUGUUGUCAAAUUCUUUGAUGAAACUGUAAUUUGUAACCUGGGACACAGAAUCCCUAUUUAGAGUUUUUAUGGCACAUUUAUUCUUUUUAUUUACGAGGGAAACACACUGAUGGCUGCUUAGUUUAUUGGAUCAGUUACUGCUGUUUAUUAUAAAUGUACAGUAUUUAUUGUGAGUUAUUUUGGUUGCUGUCCUUAACUGACAUGAUAAUAAAAAAACAUAAGGUCAGUAGGAGAAAGGAGUCACGCUUCAGAGGAUUUGUAUUCCGGAUUAUGCAAUAUUCAACUCCAAGAAGAAAACAACUACUAGGCAUGUGUGAGAACUGAGAUCUGGUGCGUCACAACAGGUGGUGUUUGUAGCGAACUGCAGUUAUAUUUAAUGCCAGAUGGUCUGUGUCAGAGAGGCUUAUGUAACAAAAAUAGACGUCCAGUUUUUGAGCAAUGGCAGAGGGACCAUAUCGUAAGUCAAAGGAAAAUUACUGCACUACUGUCUUUUAAACUAAGAAUGAAACAUGUACACAAUAUAUGUAACCAAAAUUGUAUACCUCAAUAAAACUGCUGGCGAUUGUU
Molecule: messenger RNA, 2180 nt
Organism: Pseudoliparis swirei
Lineage: Eukaryota; Metazoa; Chordata; Actinopteri; Perciformes; Liparidae
Product: TBC1 domain family member 15
Exons: 10
Coding region: 212-1594 (460 amino acids)
Biological process (GO): activation of GTPase activity
Molecular function (GO): GTPase activator activity
Source: RefSeq, a predicted model, not a curated record